This is a messenger RNA of Actinia tenebrosa (Australian red waratah sea anemone), 1567 nucleotides long. Its product is annotated as peroxiredoxin-1. Gene Ontology annotation, biological process: response to oxidative stress; cellular response to stress; hydrogen peroxide catabolic process. Gene Ontology annotation, molecular function: thioredoxin peroxidase activity. Lineage: Eukaryota; Metazoa; Cnidaria; Anthozoa; Actiniaria; Actiniidae. The record is from RefSeq and is a predicted model, not a curated record. Gene Ontology annotation, cellular component: cytosol; endoplasmic reticulum.
UAGUACGCAUGCGUCUGUCCUUGCAGCUGACUUCCAAAAUGGCUUCUCUCUUCACCUUCGCGAUUCUCUUGGCUCUUUUCACUUCACAGUCUUUUGCCAAUAAGGUAGAAGAUGAAGAUCAGUGCAGGACAUAUGCUGGAGGACAGGUUUACCCAGAAAGAACAAAGAUCCCUGAGCACGCAAUGCACUGGAGCAAAGCUCGAAUUUCUAAACCUGCACCGUUCUGGGAAGGAAAUGCUGUUGUGAAUGGAGAAUUCAAGGAGCUCAAAUUGUCUGACUUUUUAGGAAAGUAUUUGAUUUUCUUCUUCUAUCCUCUCGACUUUACAUUUGUUUGUCCAACUGAAAUCAUCGCCUUUAGUGACCGCAUUGAAGAGUUCCGUGCAAUCAAUGCUGAAGUUGUGGCAUGUUCUGUGGAUUCUGUUUUUACUCAUUUAGCAUGGAUUAAUACACCAAGAAAAGAAGGAGGUCUUGGUAAACUGAAGUAUCCUCUGCUGUCUGACCUUAACCAACAAAUCGCUAAAGAUUAUGGUGUCUUGUUAGAGAAUGAAGGGCACACCCUUAGAGGGCUUUUUAUUAUUGACGACAAAGGAGUUCUACGUCAAAUAACAAUGAAUGAUCUACCAGUUGGUCGGUCAGUUGAUGAAACCCUUCGCCUCGUCCAGGCAUUCCAGUACACAGACAAGCAUGGUGAAGUGUGCCCUGCUGGCUGGAAACCAGGAAAAGAUACCAUCAUUCCAGAUCCCAAAGAAAAAGUGAAGUACUUUGAAAAACAAGCUGAGAAAAAAACAGAUCUAUAAAUGUUUUAGGAAUCAGAUAGUUAUGGCAGUUUCUAACAGAUCCUCUUAAAAAUAGACUGUAUCUACUGUUUUCCUAUUUCAGGCCAUGUCAUUCCCUUGAGCAUUAUUUCUUUUAUCAAUGUUUGAAUUAUUAUUUUUUUGUCAGAGUAAAGUAAAUACGAGGCUCCUUUUUUAGGUACCGGAAACAGCUUCUUACGUAAUAUUCAAUAGGAACGACAAAAAAUCUCUUGUUAUACAAUAGAACGAAGCUAACAAAAUAUAAUAGGUUUGUGGUACUUGCAGGAUGCCAAUAUAAAACAAAAAACUAGCAUAGUGUCUACACAUGUCUAUUAGUCUAAUUCCUAAUUUUUUACACUGGUUAAAUGAAGAAAGGAUAUAAAUGUGGAUGAAAGUAAAGGAAUCUAUUUUAUAGGAAAUGGUAUGGUCUGAAGUGGGAAAACAGUACCAACUAUCGGAAAGACCUAAGACAAUGAUUUUAGAAAAUAUAAAUGGUACCUUUUAAAUAUCUUUAUAAUUUAUUUCUAUGCCGGCCAAGUUGACUUUAUGAUAAGCUCUAAUUAUCUAGUCAUUUUGAGUACAAUCGUAGGUCGUAAAAGUUGGAUUAAUUCAAAUAUUAAAGAACUUUCUAGGAUUGGGAUAAAUGUGGUGCUGUUAGUCUCCUUUGACGCUGUCAUUAGCUUCGGUCCCAGAUUCUCGCUGUGGGCCCAACGUGUUUGUAUGCAAUUAUGUUGUGCAUUUUCUAGGAAUAAAUAACAAAAGUUAUUGCUUUG